AUGUUGGUAUACAUCUUACAAGAAGUGCCCAAAUAUGCGAAAUACAUCAAAUACAUAGUGGAAAAUAAGAAGAGGUUAGCUGAGUUCGAGACUGUGGCACUUAUUGAAGAAUGUAGCUCUAGAAUUCAAAGAAAGCGACCUCAGAAAUUUAAGGAUCCAUGUCGUUUCACUAUCCAAAUCUCAAUUGGUAAGCACGCAGUCGAGCGAGCUUUGUGUGAUCUUGGAGCGAGCAUCAAUUUGAUGCCGCAAUCUGUUUUCACACAAUUGGGGUUGGGGGAGCUGCGCCCAACCACAAUGAUUUUACAAUUGGCUGAUCACUCCCUUGCUCAUCCUAAAGGGGUGAUUGAAAAUGUGUUAGUUCAAGUGGGCUCUUUCAUAUUUCCCGCAGAUUUUAUUAUCUUGUACCAUGAGCCUGAUCAAGAAGUCCUAUUUAUUUUGGGGCAUCCAUUCUUUGCCACGGGCUGA
Molecule: messenger RNA, 465 nt
Organism: Nicotiana tabacum (common tobacco)
Lineage: Eukaryota; Viridiplantae; Streptophyta; Magnoliopsida; Solanales; Solanaceae
Source: RefSeq, a predicted model, not a curated record